Molecule: messenger RNA, 1720 nt
Organism: Mytilinidion resinicola
Lineage: Eukaryota; Fungi; Ascomycota; Dothideomycetes; Mytilinidiales; Mytilinidiaceae
Product: FAD-binding domain-containing protein
Exons: 6
Coding region: 1-1518 (505 amino acids)
Molecular function (GO): oxidoreductase activity; FAD binding
Source: RefSeq, a predicted model, not a curated record
AUGUUAAAUCCGCCGGUGAAAGCCAAUUCGUCGUCUCCUUCGCAGUUCACCAUUAUUCGAUUACCCGAGACUCUUUCGCCACUCUUCCCUCCCCACAUACGGAUCAUCACUCCUGCAGAGAAGAUUGCGAGUGAUCUGGGUUCAACCUUGUCACCGUCAUCCAGUAUAUAUCUUCCCUCCGAUGAGAACUGGACGAAUGAAACGACGCAACGGUGGAAUCAAUGGAACGCGCCGUCAUACGUAGUUUCCGUGAAACCAGCAAUCAAGGAAGAUGUGCAGAAAGUCCUCCAAUACGCCGCACGGAAUAAAGUGCCAUUUCUUGCUACAGGAGGAGGCCACGGCUAUUCGGGCACUUUGGGUGCCCUGAACAAUGGCCUUGAGCUGGACAUGGGCUAUUUCAAGAGCGUCAAGGUGGAUGCGGGAAAGAAUCGCUUGAUAAUUGGUGGCUCAGUGAGAUUUCGAGAGCUCAUAAGUCCUGUCUAUGCUGCAGGCAAGGCAUUCCCUGUCGGAGCCUGCCCUUGUGUAGGCGCGUCAGGAGCCUCCCUUGGCGGCGGUAUCGGGUUCUGGUCCGGCUUCUACGGUGCCAUAUCCGACUCUUUGGUUUCUGUGGAGAUCGUCACUGGCACUGGGACGCUGCUCACUGCGUCCGAGUCUCAGAAUAGCGAUCUUUUCUGGGCUGUCAAGGGCGCGGGCCACAACUUCGGUGUUGUCACUUCUUUCACGUUCAAGGUUUAUGAUUCUCCGAAUGGGGGGCAGGCCAUGAAUGCAGACAUGACGUUCCCUUUGAGCCGAAACGGCUCGCUGUGGGCAUUUGCAAAGUCGUUCGCUGGAAAGCAGCCGAAGGAACUGAGCCUUGGGUUCUCGAUACUUGCCAGUCCUGUCACGCAGGAGUUGGUCAUCGUCGUAAACGCAAUCUACGUCGGCCCUCUCGCACAAGGAAGAGCGCUCAUCAAACCAUUACUAGAUCUCACACCCCAAAACACCAACAUUUCCUACAUCGCCUGGAAAGACGUUCCCUACGCGGCCAAGUACGGUGGGCCCGCUAAAAGCUGUGACACUAGACCGCUAGACGUCCCUCAUGCUGUGAAUCUUUACCAAGUCGAUAUCGAGGGGCUGACUGCUGCUGUGGAGUACCUCAACGAUACGAUUCCAAACACGCCAGCACUGAAAGGGACGGUGUUUGCGCUGACGCAGUAUUCCACGUACGGCUUCCAGCAGCACACCCCUGACUCUUCGGCGUUUCCGUAUCGGGAUGUGAUUAUUUUUGCGCAAAUCGAUGUCACUGCCUCAAAAUCUUCGGAUCUCCCCACCAUCAACUCGUUUACCAAGUCUUUCCGGGAUAGACUACAGAAAAUAAGCGGGAAAGAUCAUCUAGAGGUGUACACCAACUUAGCGCAUGGUGAUGAAGGGGCCGCGGCGUGGUAUUCGAAGAAGAAUGUGCCGAGGUUGAGGAAGCUAAAGAAGACGUAUGAUCCGAGUUCGUUGUUCAAUUUCUAUAAUUCUGUCAAUGUGGAUUGAAGGGGUGGAAUUUAAUGGCUGGGGAUAUGUGGGAGUGUAGUAAGCAUUUUUGAUUUUCGUCUUUGGGUUUCAAUGUCUACAAUUCUGUCAAUAUGGAUUGAAGGUGCGGGAUUCGAUGGGUGGGGGUUCGUUCGAGUUUAGUAAGUGAUUUUCGUCUUCAAGGUUCAAAUUAAUAUAGACAUCACGAUGCAAAGGAAUCGGG